This is a messenger RNA of Chlorella variabilis, 177 nucleotides long. RefSeq lists its product as hypothetical. NCBI's taxonomy places the organism in Eukaryota, Viridiplantae, Chlorophyta, Trebouxiophyceae, Chlorellales, Chlorellaceae. The coding region runs from base 1 to 177 and encodes 58 amino acids. The record is from RefSeq and is a predicted model, not a curated record. The transcript has 3 exons.
AUGCGCUCCCGCGGCCAGGACUGGCUGGUCGACCAACUCAAGCGAGACGGGGUAGUGGCCCACUCAGACGUGGAGCGGGCGCUGCGCCAGACUGACCGGGCUCAUUACGUGGACAGCGGUAUCCCGUUGGCCUACAUCUACCAGGCAGGAGGCCUCCUGGCGGUUCAGGAGAAGUAA